This is a messenger RNA of Macrosiphum euphorbiae (potato aphid), 702 nucleotides long. NCBI's taxonomy places the organism in Eukaryota, Metazoa, Arthropoda, Insecta, Hemiptera, Aphididae. The record is from the annotation of a GenBank genome assembly.
AUGGAGGACAACCAAUCAGAUACAGAGUCACCUAAGCAGGGAUCAAGCCAGCAGCAACCGAGAUCAGCUCCGUCGCCGGGGGACAUGCAGCAAACAAAGAGGACUAAGAGUACACCCACCCCAGGGCCGGUGGCCAGGGUGGCAGGGAAAUGGAUUAGGCACACCUUGGAUUUGGCGUCUACAAGAAAGAACUUCAUGCCGGCAGAAACCGUCAGGAAUUUGUUUGUAAGAUUGGAUGAGCUCGAAACAGCGGUUACGGACUUGGUGAUAGAGAAUCACCAACUCAGGAGCCAGGUUGAGGAGGCCAGGAGGUCGGCGGAAAUUUGCGUGGGUGCGGCCGCCUCGCAGUUUGGAACAGAGUUACGUCUUCGGGAUGCGGCACAUGAACAGACAAUGGAGGCUAUUAUCACGAGAUAUGCCGAGAAGGAGGCCGUCAGAAUACAUGAGUUAGCUGCUGCUGUGGCACCGGGGCCGGUGGUGCAGGAUCAGGUGGAGAAUGUGGGUGUGGCGACCUUUGCGGCAGUCACCAGGAGGAAGGUAGCACGAUCAACUGACCGUGCAGUUGAUCGCUCAAGGUCAAGGGCAACUCAGCGCAAUAGGAAAUUGAAAGAGGGCAGGCAGGCGGAACACAUGCCAUCCUUUGUGUUGCAGGAGACAGAGGGGAAGACUAUGACUGAUGUACGUGAUAUGGUUUGGAACUAG